GAAAUCGCCAUAUUGGAUUUAGUUUUUGAAAGUUGAAAUUUCAUUCUUUUUCUCGUGUUUUGUGGAGAUUGCUUUUAAGUAAGCUUUCAAAAUUCCUCUCCUUACUCCGACCAUGCCAUUGCCGCCACAACUGAUUCCGUGGUCGCGCAUGGAAGACGGCCAAAACCUCGAGAAUGCAAGUACAGAAGACAUGCUUGUCGAUGAAGGGUCGUCAACUCAACAGAAUGACAAUGAUGUCAUGGAGACAGAGGUUGAGGUGAAGUCCGUAACAAGAGAGGGCCAGAAGGUCGACCCAUCACACUUUGAACUGCUGAAGGUAUUAGGACAGGGCUCCUUUGGAAAGGUAUUCCUAGUAAGAAAGAUAACAGGCAAAGACACUGGAACACUCUUCGCAAUGAAAGUACUCAAAAAGGCUACAUUAAAAGUGAGAGACAGAGUACGAACAAAGAUGGAAAGGGAUAUCCUGGCAGAUAUAAACCAUCCUUUCAUUGUACAGUUGCACUAUGCGUUCCAGACUGAGGGAAAACUAUACCUCAUCUUACAGUUCUUACGUGGGGGCGACUUAUUCACAAGGCUCUCUAAAGAGGUAAUGUUUACUGAGGAUGAUGUCAAAUUUUAUCUGGCAGAGUUGGCCCUUGCCUUGAACCACCUGCACUCUGUGGGGAUCGUAUACAGGGACCUCAAGCCUGAAAAUAUUCUGCUGGACCAUGAAGGUCAUUUGAAGUUGACAGAUUUUGGACUGAGUAAGGAAAGUGUGUUCAAAGAUGGUAAAACCUACUCAUUCUGUGGCACUGUUGAAUAUAUGGCACCAGAGGUGGUAAAUAGAAAGGGACAUGGAACAGCAGCAGAUUGGUGGUCUUAUGGUGUUCUUAUGUUUGAGAUGUUGACAGGUGCAUUGCCAUUCCAAGGAUCAAAUAGAAAGGAGACCAUGACUCAGAUACUGAAAGCGAAGUUAGGUAUGCCACAGUUCUUAAGUCCAGAGGCCCAGUCUCUUCUCCGUGCUCUUUUCAAGCGCAAUCCCCUCAACAGACUAGGAACUGGGCCUAACGGCAUUGAGGAUAUCAAACGCCAUGCGUUUUUUGCCUCGAUAGAUUGGAAGAAACUUGUUGCACGUCAGGUGAGCCCCCCAUUCAAGCCUGCCUGCAGUCGGCAUGACGAUGCCUUCUAUUUUGACACAGAAUUUACAUCAAAAACACCCAAGGAUUCUCCUGAUUCUCCUGGUAUCCCUCCAAGUGCUACAGCCCAUGAGCUUUUCCGUGGCUUCAGUUAUGUGGCCCCCAUCUUCAAAGAUAAACCUACAACAACACAGAAUAACAUACAAAAGUCUUCACUGUCAAAGCAACCAGGAGUGAAAAAGAAAGCAUUUACAGAAGAGUAUGACAUGAAAGAGGAUAUAGGCACUGGGUCCUACUCCAUUUGCAAGCGUUGCAUACAUAAAACAACUGGCCAAGAAUACGCUGUUAAAAUUAUAGACAACACUAAGAGAGAUUGUGCUGAAGAGGUUGAGAUAUUGCUGCGUUAUGGCUCUCACCAACAUAUCAUAGCCAUCAGAGAUGUAUUUGAAAAUGGAAACACAGUGUAUUUAGUUACUGAGUUGAUGAAAGGUGGCGAAUUAUUAGACAAAAUUUUACGACAAAAGUUUUUCUCAGAGAGAGAAGCAAGUGCUGUGCUGCAGACCAUUGCUAAAACAGUCAGUUACCUUCACAGUAGUGGGGUUGUGCAUAGGGAUCUGAAGCCCUCUAAUAUUCUGUAUGCUGACGCGUCUGGGUCACCAGACAGUUUGCGAAUCUGUGAUUUUGGCUUUGCUAAACAACUACGUGCUGAAAAUGGGCUGCUUAUGACCCCUUGUUACACUGCUAACUUUGUGGCACCAGAGGUGUUAAAGAAACAAGGCUAUGAUGCUGCCUGUGAUGUUUGGUCCCUAGGGGUGCUUCUAUAUACAAUGCUUGCUGGCCACACGCCAUUUGCCAAUGGUCCAAGUGACACUCCCAAUGACAUCCUGAAACGGAUAGGGGAAGGAAAGUUCAUGCUCUCUGGAGGCAACUGGGACUCUGUGUCUCCUGAUGCUAAGGACCUUGUAUCUAAGAUGCUCCAUGUUGACCCACUAGCCAGGACCACACUACAUGAUGUACUACAUCAUCGAUGGAUCGCCAACAGAGAUUCCCUCCCACAGUUACGUCUAACCCUACAAGACAUCAACUUAGUAAAGGGUGCCAUGAAGGCCACAUACAAGGCAAUCAACAACAGUCCUCGCGCAGCACUAGAGCCAGUUGGUGCAUCACUUCUUGCUCAAAGACGUGGCAAGAACAAGCCCAAGACUUCCACAGAGGUUUAAGGCAAGUCUACCCUGUCACCCCUCCCAACAUGGACACUCCCUCUAUUUACAUGGCAUUGAAAAUUAGAUAUAACCAGGAACGAGGGGUGGCAGGGUAGGUUUAGUUAAGGAUUAUAAAUAAUGGACACUUCCAAUGAUACAAUGUUUCAUUCAAUCAUGAACAUUAUUUUAUGGAUAAACCCAUAAAAGGACUUGAAUGAAGCGCCAUGCAGGAAUUAGCGCAAAAUACUUGAAGAGGAUAUGAACGUGAAAUCCAUUGUCAGAUAUAAUAUAAUAUUCUAUCACUUCUCGCAACAUUUCCUGACUUGCCAAAACUGAGGCGAUGUAUACCAUGGGAGUAGCAAGGCACGAAGCAACUGCCUUAGCAAAAUUACACAGAAAAAUAUAUUCAGACUAUAUUUGCAACUGAAACUCAAACAGUAGCAUCGUAUGCUCUUUAUCUUAUCUUUCCGGAGCCUAUUUUGAUUUAUUUACAUGUAAUUAUAUUUGCCUUGGCCAUUUACUGACCCUGUAUACCAUGGUGAAUGAAACUUCAGCACAUCAAAUUGCAAUAUUUAAGUUACAGAUUUACAUUUGAAUUUUUAGUUUUUAUUAGGAGUAUUUUUUGUUAAAGUUAGGCUAAGUUGUUCUGCAUGAUUUACAGUAUUUCACUUCCUGAUUUUUGCAUCUAAAAUUUGGGGACCAAUUAAGCUACUGGGGGCCAUUAAUAGAAACUUUGUAAAGUUAAGAAUUCGUAAAGUCAAUCGUUCUCUAACUGUGAUGUCAAUAUAUCCAUGGUUACAACA
This is a messenger RNA of Owenia fusiformis, 3120 nucleotides long. The record is from the annotation of a GenBank genome assembly. Lineage: Eukaryota; Metazoa; Annelida; Polychaeta; Sabellida; Oweniidae.